Messenger RNA from Danio aesculapii, 3377 nucleotides. RefSeq names its product sorting nexin 14 (gene snx14). Gene Ontology annotation, molecular function: phosphatidylinositol-3,5-bisphosphate binding. Bases 149 to 3103 code for a protein of 984 amino acids. Gene Ontology annotation, biological process: autophagosome maturation. Lineage: Eukaryota; Metazoa; Chordata; Actinopteri; Cypriniformes; Danionidae. The transcript has 31 exons. Gene Ontology annotation, cellular component: late endosome. The record is from RefSeq and is a predicted model, not a curated record.
UCGUCUUAAACCCGGAAGUGCAGCUCACGUAAGGAUCAGUAAUCUGAUCAUGUGAAACAAUCAGCUGGAUGAUCAAAACAUUUGUGUCAGGAUGUGUUGAGAUGUUUCUGGAGUUUAUGUUAAGCCUGCGGAUCGUCCGUGAGGAAUAAUGUCGGACCCUCGCUCAUUUCUGGGCUGUGUGAGGAGGGGUCUGCGCUUGGACAUGUUUAAGGAUGUUGCUCGUCAAUAUCCGGUCAUCUUCUGCAUCUUCACGGUUAUGAUCUCCUCCACCAUCAUCCUGAACCAGUAUCUCCACAUUCUGAUGGUAUUCUGGUCAUUUCUGGCUGGAUUGAUCACGUUUUACUGCUCCCUCAGCCCAGAAUACCUGCUGCCCAAUAUUCUCAUCUCAAUAAAGCCCAAGAGGAAACCUCAAGAACAACAUGAGUUAUUCCCUCUGGGACACAGUUGUGCAGUAUGUGGGAAAAACCAAUGCAAACGCCACAGGCCUACCCUUCUGCUGGAGAACUAUCAGCCGUGGCUGAACCUGAAGGUGCCUUCCAAAGUGGAUGCCAGCAUAUCAGAGGUUUUGGAGCUAGUCCUAGAGAACUUUGUGUAUCCGUGGUACAGAGAUAUUACAGAUGACGAGGCGUGUGUGGAUGAGCUGAGGCAAACCAUCCGCUUCUUUGCUGCAGUUCUGGCUCACCGAGCACAAAGAGUGGACGUUCCUUCUGUGGUGAUGGACAAGAUGAUGAAAGCGGCUAUGAAGCACAUUGAGAUCAUCGCCAAAGCGCAGCAGAAAGUGAGGAACACAGAUGGUCUCCAGCAGGCCGCGCUGGCUGAGUACGGGGCCGAUCUGCACGUGGCCCUGCGAAGCCGGAAAGAUGAGCUGCUGUACUUGCGGAAACUCACAGAGCUGCUGUUUCUAUACGUCAUGCCUCCCAAAGCCACAGACUGCAGAUCUUUGGCUCUGUUGAUUCGGGAGGUCAUGACCGGUUCUGUUUUCCUCCCAAUAAUGGACUUUGUGGCUGAUCCUGACACAGUGAAUCACAUGGUGCUCAUCUUCAUUGAUGAUUCUCCACCUGAAGCCGUGACGGAUCCUCCAUCUGCCCUGGUGCCCUUCCUGGAGAGGUUUGCAGACCCACGCACUAAGAAGUCGUCGGUGCUGAAGCUGGAUCUGAAGGAGAUCAGGGAGCAGCAGGAUCUGUUGUUUCGCUUUAUGAGUUUCCUGAAGGAGGAAGGAGCGGUGCACGUCCUGCAGUUCUGCCUCACUGUCGAGGAGUUUAAUGACCGGAUCCUCUGUCCUGAUCUGAGCGACGACGAGAAGCAGCGUCUGCACGAGGAGGUGAAGAAGAUCUACGAGACGUACUGCCUGGAGGAGAGCAUCGACAAGAUCAGCUUCGACCCCUUCAUCAUCGAGGAGAUCCACAGCAUCGCUGAGGGCCCAUACACCGGCGUGGUGAAGCUCCAGACCAUGCGCUGCCUGUUCGAGGCCUACGAGCAUGUGCUGUGUCUGCUGGAGAAAGUCUUCACCCCCAUGUUCUGCCACAGUGAUGAGUAUUUUCGACAUCUGCUCUGCGGCGCUGAGUCUCCAGCUAGAAAUUCAAAGCUCAACAGGAAUUUGAGUUUGGAUGAUUUAAGACUUGACAUCAUCCCUUUGAGCAGAAAUAAUGUCACUAGCAACAGGUCCCCAUUGGUCAAUGCCCGAGCCACAUCCACGUCCAACAACACACGUCGGCCCACAGUUUUACCAGCACUUCCCAGGAAGAACACGUCAAAGCGUGGCGAGUCGUUUGGGAUUAGCCGUAUUGGCAGCAAGAUUAAAGGUGUGUUUAAGAGCAGCACAAUGGAGGGUGCGAUGCUUCCACAAUACGCCAUGAUUGAAGGAGAAGACGACACGGUGGAGGAGGCCGUCAUGGUGUUUGAGGACGACUCUCCAGGGCCCAUGGAUGCGGUCGGUACUCCGGGAACACUGCGCAACCUCUCCGCUUGGACCAUCUCUAUCCCUUAUGUGGAUUUAUAUGAUGAUGAGGUUAAGAAAGAGCGUAUUCCAGUCUUCUGCAUCGACGUGGAGCGAAACGAUAGGAAAAACGUGGGACAUGAGACUGAGAGCUGGUCUGUGUACAGAAAAUACGUGGAGUUUUAUGUGCUGGAAUCUAAACUCACAGAGUUUCACGGCCCAUUCCAGGAUACUCAACUACCCUCCAAAAGAAUCAUUGGACCAAAGAAUUAUGAGUUCCUGUCCUCUAAACGAGGAGAAUUUGAGGAAUAUUUACAGAAACUUCUGCAUCACCCUGAGCUGAGUAACAGUCAGCUGUUGGCUGACUUUCUGUCUCCAUUCAGCAUCGAGUCUCAGUUCCGUGACAAAAUGCUGCCAGAUGUCAACCUGGGAAAAAUAUUCAAGUCAGUGCCAGGAAAACUAAUCAAAGAGAAAGGGCAAAACCUGGAGCCGUUCAUCCAGUCGUUCUUCAGCUCGUGUGAAUCCCCUAAACCCAAACCCAGCCGGCCGGAGCUCACCAUCCUCAGCCCCACUGCUGAAAACAACAAGAAGCUGUUCAAUGAGCUGUACAGAAACAAUGCCAACCUGCCGGAGGGUCUGGAGAAAAAACACAACCAGAACUACUUCAUGGAGCUGAUGGAGGUGGAUGGAGCCUACGACUACAUGAUGUACAUAGGUCGUGUGGUCUUCCGGAUGCCAGACUGGCUGCAUCACCUACUGAGUGGCGUCCGUAUUCUCUUGAAGAGGACACUAGAGGCCUACGUAGGGCACUACUUCCAGUAUAAACUAGAGCAGAUCAUGCAGGAGCACCGGCUUGUCUCCCUCGUCACCCUGCUGAGAGAUGCGGUUUUCUGUGAGAGCACGGAGGAAAGAUCUCCUGAAGACAAACAGAGACGAGCCAAGCAGACCUUUGAGGACAUGAUGAACUACCUGCCAGAUAUAGUAGGGAAGUGUAUCGGCGAGGAAGCAAAGUACGAGGGCGUCAAGAUGCUUUUCAAUGCAGUCCAGCAGCCGCUACUCAACAAACAGAUGACGUAUGUGCUGCUUGACAUCGCCAUCCAGGAGCUGUUCCCGGAGCUCAGCAAGAUUCAGAAGCAAGGUCUUUCUGUCUCCACUAGAUGGAAGUGAAACAUCUUGAAGUAUCUUUAUUAAAAUCUUCUAAGAAUACAUUUAUUUAUUGACUUUAUUGGGGUCGUUUGACAUGAUUGAAUCAUUGGAACUCAGCCUUAUUUUUUACACUUGUGUUUAUAACUGGAUUCGAAAUGUCAUCAGCGGUAAAACUGUUUUACACUCUAAAGAAAUUCUAAAAACAAAGACCAAACCAUACAGGAAUUGAGACAUUUCAUCUUGUUGUCAUGCAGUUCAGAUUUGAGUGCAGAAUUAAAGUCUUUUAGUGUGUAAA